AUGACUAUCCCGCCACAGAAUCCGGCAGCACACCCGCCUAAGAAGACAGCACUGAUGCUUCUGGAUUUCCACCAGCUGGUCGUGGACAUGAUCCAGCCGCAGGAAACACAGGAUCGCCUCUGCCAUGACGUUCAAAGCCUGCUCAAGUCUGCGCGCGCCAAUGGGUCUCCGGUUAUCCACUCAAUGAUGGGUUUUGAACAGGAGCCACUAGCCAAGAGCAAGGUCCGCCAAACAUUUGAAUCGAAAUACAAACCUCUCCUUACCUCUGCGCCGGAGAAGCUCGUGGAGUGGGAAGGCUUCACUGAUAACGCAGCGCCAGCCAGCCACGAGAUUACCGUUUACAAAAAACCUGGCUGCGUUUCGGCAUUGAAGACCUCAGAGCUUUUACACUUCCUAAAGGAGCAGCACGUUAUUGAGAGCGUCAUUAUUUGCGGUGUCAUCACAAGCGGCGCUGUGCUUAGCACCGCUCGCGAAGCCGCUGAUCUCGGAUUUACGACGACAGUAGUUGAGGAAGGCUGCUGGGACUAUGCGCCAGAGACACACGACGUCGUUCUACACAAGGUUCUGCCCAUGACAGCCUGGGUUGUGAAGAUGGAAACAGCGCUCAAGCUUCUUGCUGGCAAGUCUGAGGCGCUAGAAGACACAAAGUAG
Akanthomyces muscarius is the source of this 651-nucleotide messenger RNA. RefSeq lists its product as uncharacterized. The record is from RefSeq and is a predicted model, not a curated record. Lineage: Eukaryota; Fungi; Ascomycota; Sordariomycetes; Hypocreales; Cordycipitaceae. The transcript has a single exon. Bases 1 to 651 code for a protein of 216 amino acids.